Molecule: messenger RNA, 2563 nt
Organism: Xenopus tropicalis (tropical clawed frog)
Lineage: Eukaryota; Metazoa; Chordata; Amphibia; Anura; Pipidae
Gene: nr2c2ap
Product: nuclear receptor 2C2-associated protein
Cellular component (GO): nucleus
Source: RefSeq, marked provisional
GUAUGGAGUGAGAGGUUUGGAACGCAAUUGGAACGCACGGGUCCGUAACUAAAAUAUGCAAUAAUCAUUCCUUCCGGGGAUGCUCUUUACAUCAAGAUGGUAACGUCUGUGCUGAGCAGUGUGACUAUAAGUAGGGUCAGCUCUGUACUUAACCGAGAUGUCAAGCAGUUUGGCAAACAAUUUCUGUUCGAUGGCAGGGAGGAGACAUGCUGGAACUCGGAUCAGGGGUCGUGUCAGUGGGUUUUGAUGGAAUUUCCACAGAAUGUAUUAGUCUCUCAGAUUCAUCUUCAGUUCCAAGGAGGUUUUUCCUGCCAAACCUGUGCUCUAGAAGGAUGCUACAAAGAUGGGGAAUUGGUGAAGAUAGCAGACUUCUACCCUGAAGACACCAACACUCUUCAAAAAUUUACUUUUGCUGAGCAGUCAGUCAGCAAGCUCAGGGUUUCAUUUCUAAACAGUACUGAUUUCUUUGGGAGGAUAACGCUUUACCAUUUGGAUGUUCUUGGAUAGAAAUAUAACAACGUCUUCAGCAACUGAAUUAAGCACUGUACCAACACUGCCCAGAUUGUUCCGGACAGGACAGAAGUUGGGUCACACAUUACAUCCAAUUCUGCCCCCUCUCUAGGCUGGACCAUUGCUGCCUGUUAUGAAGGGAUAUCAAGUGGCGCUGUCAGGUUCUUCUCUUACAGGCUAUUUAGGAAAUAAAACAUAACACUGCCAUACAUGAAGCUCUUCAGGAAAGAAUAGUAAAAUGCAAAAACUGGAUUAGUUGGCCAACACUUUCUACUAAUUUUGAAGAGUGGUAAAAACAUAAAUGCUUGCACUUGCACUCACCUCCAGACUUUAUUCCUGAACCUUCAGCAAUGGAAUGACCUUGCAUAUACCAGUAUAGGAUCUGUUAUCCGGAAGCCCAUUAUCCAGAAAGUUCUGAAUUACAGGAAGGCUCCAUAGAUUCCAUUUAAUCAAAUUAUUAUCAUUACAAAAUUUUCUUAACAUUGUUCUUGGUCCAAACUAAGCUGCAUGAAUCAAUAUUGGUGGCAAAACGAACCUAUCGGGUUUGUUUAAUGUUUAAUUACUUUUUAACAGACUUAAAAUGUAAUAAUCCAAAUUACAGAAAGAUACGUUAUCAGGAAAACCCCAGGUCCCAAUCUUCUGGAUAAUUGAUACUGUUCAUAAAUAAAGCAUGGUCCCUUGUGUGUGGAAUGUCUGUUUUAUCCUAAUGCUAUGUGAGCUAAAGAGCUGCUGAUACAUGGCUUAUUUUCCCAAGUGAAGAAUUCAUGACUGGGUUUUUGACUGUUUGUAAAACAUUUACAAAUAACAUUAAAGUCAUUGAACAUUUUAAAUUACUAUGCAAAGGUCAGAAUUGCAAUUCUUUGUAACUAUGUAUGAACUCCUUUAAGGAAAAUAUUAGGCUAUAAACCUAAACUAAUCCCCCCCCCCCCCCCCCCCCCAUUAACCAUGAUUCUGGAAGCAAACCAAGCCAUGCUUUUCUAUCUACUGUUUUUUUUGUUUUUUUAAAUUAAGACAGUGUCACUGGUUAUCAUGAUUUCUUGGUUAUUACCUGUAGCUGCUGUUUCUCGAGACUUUUAUACUGGUGAUGCAUCCAAGCAGCAUGCUAAAAGGUGAGUUAUGAUUGAAUCGUUGGUUGAAACAUGUAUAUUUUGAAUACAAUUUUAAUAUGGCCUUUGCAUCUCUUGGCUGUGUGGCACCAUCUGAGCUUACAAUGGAGGUGCAGUCUGCUAACACGGAGUAGCGACUGUGUGUUCCUGCUCUCAUGCGCCAGUUAAUGCAAGAAGAGUAAUACAUUUCUGUCACCUGAGCGGCAGUGCUAACUGGCUACUGCUGUUGUUACCAGGAUGAUGGCACUGUUUGCAAUGUUUUACAAAGCAAAGCUCUGGAGUCCAACUGGCAAAACUCUUGUAUUCGCAAGUGUAAUAUACUGCCAUGAUGGUAUUUGACAACCACCACCCCCCCACUCCCCCUCCAGUCCUGCCCACUGUCAGCAAUAGAUUGAGUAGCAGUCAGGCAGGAGAACUUCCCUUGAUAAGGCUGGUAAGCUUCAAUCCUUUAUAGCUGUAUGGAAUAACUAAAAAAAGGAGAUGUGUGAUAAUCUAGAUUUUACCAUCUGGAUUUGCAUUUUUAAAGAAAAAAUGUAUCAUGACCUAGAGACACCCGUGCCCCAAAUCUCCAUGGAUUUAUUUUUAGAUAGAUGUUGUUUUAAUAUAAUCUGGCACCAAAAUAUGUAGUGUAUUUUUCCCACUAGAGGGAGAAGUUGGGCAGCACUGACCUAUAGAUUCAGUGGUUAUAUCAAGAUGCUGCUCAGUUGCAAGCUUGUGGGGGAGAAAGAGCAAAAGUUGGUGCAGAUGUAAAAUAAGGAUUGUGACACUAAAAACACAACAUGGCAUUUUAACUUUCUAUUAGCCACAGGAGAGUUCUAAAUCUGUGUUCAAUUUGUAUUUACCGAGAAGUAUAUUUGUUCUUAUGCCAUUAAUUUAACAGCCUGUAACACUGUGUUUUCCCCAGCCCUGCUUCUUUCUGUGUGUUAACCAAUAAAAGGCUAAUUUAA